AUGAUCCCUAUUCGCCACCACAGUCCUUCUCGCAUUCACGUCUCCCCAACAAUUAAUCUGAGAGACAACGAAGCAGCAGCAAAUCUGAUUUUCGACUUGGUACGGGAUUUCUUCACCAAAGCAAACAUUCCUAUCACGGAAAUCCAAUUCCGGGGGCACCUCAUUAUCAUCAUCUUGGAAACUGAACCAGAUAAUCUCGAAGUUCUAUGGGCACUUCCUAAGUCGAUUGCAAAUUGUAAUUGCUUUUACCUCUUUGAGUCGGAAAUAGAGAGACCCGUCAAGCUUUCGGCCCAGCCGCCGAAGCAAAUUACCCCGGCUGCUACUGAUAAAACGGCUAUUGAUGAUACGCAGAACCCGACCCUCCGGCCAGGGCUAGUUUUAAGUUCCACAAAAACCACCCAGGGAGAAGAGUUCCGAACUUCUUCCGGCGUCCUUGUUCAGGACACAAGUGGUCAUAGGUACAUGACAGCUGCCUCACAUGGAUUCCCUGAAGGGGGGACGGUUUAUCAUCCUACUGCCUCUAGUCUGGAAAUCGGACGAUCUAUUUUCAAACUCACACACACUAACAUUGCGCUCGUCAAACUCAACGACGGGAUACAGUUUCUGAAUGAGCCUUUCAGGAAUAGUAUCGCCCCACGUGAUCCGUUCAAACUCGAUAACUUCAUUCGGGCGGGCGAGACAAAGAUAGGCGACGACAUUUUCCUUGAUAGUCCAUUCUCUGGCGUUAUCCAAGGGUCACGAAUGGCCCACUCCUCUGUUCGGAUCCCCUAUCCUCAUGGGCCUACCGUCUGGAUUCGUUGUCAUUUGGUCUACCUUGGUCAAGACUCUGCCAGCGAUAUAGUCGACGGAGUUUGCGGCUCGGCUAUUUGGGACAAGGAUCAUAGAGUUCUUGGAUUCUUUCGUCACGCCCGCAUGUCAGGGGUGUUUAAGGACCAUUGUUCCAUUAUCGCUGCUGACCAUAUGCUUGAUAAAGGGUACACCGUGGUUUAG
Messenger RNA from Penicillium mononematosum, 990 nucleotides. RefSeq lists its product as uncharacterized. The transcript has a single exon. The record is from RefSeq and is a predicted model, not a curated record. Bases 1 to 990 code for a protein of 329 amino acids. NCBI's taxonomy places the organism in Eukaryota, Fungi, Ascomycota, Eurotiomycetes, Eurotiales, Aspergillaceae.